GUGGUGUCACUGCUGUGCUGCCACUCUACUCACACACCCUCUUUUCUGCUCUGUCUCUCUCUCUCCGAUCUCUUGCGUCAAUCGGGUUCCAUCAUCAAUCAUGGUCAGCAGUCGCGGCUCCGGACACAAACAGAACAAACUGACACGGGAGGAGGAACUCCUCCUGCAAGAUUUCAGCCGAGAUGUCUCCACGAAAUCCUCCGCUCUGUUCUACGGAAAUGCCAUGAUUAUCUCGACCAUCCCAAUCUGGUUGUUCUGGAGGAUUCACCAAAUGGAUGUCUUGGAAUCUGCUCUCCUCUUCAUCGUCGGAACUUUGCUGAGUACCUACCUAAUGGCAUAUGCCUACAAAAACGUCAAAUUUGUACUUAAGCACAAAGUUGCCCAGAAGAGGGAGUCUGCCGUCAAUAAUGAAAUGAUGAAGAAGUUGGGUGAAGACAAGAAGAUGAGCAAGAAGGAAAAAGAUGAGAGAAUAUUAUGGAAAAAGAACGAAGUAGCCGACUAUGAAGCGACCACUUUCUCCAUCUUCUACAACAACGCCCUCUACCUGGCUCUCCUCAUCGUUAUCUCAUUCCUUAUAAUGAAAAGUCUCAACUCCACUUUCAAUUAUCUCUUUUCAGUGAUUGCUUCAGCAGGACUUUUGGCUCUCUCAUCCACCAGUACCAAAUAAUUAUAUUUCUUUUUUUUUAAAAAAAAAUUAAUGAAAUAAAAAAAAUUAAUAAACAU
Molecule: messenger RNA, 723 nt
Organism: Octopus sinensis (East Asian common octopus)
Lineage: Eukaryota; Metazoa; Mollusca; Cephalopoda; Octopoda; Octopodidae
Product: translocon-associated protein subunit gamma
Exons: 5
Coding region: 101-667 (188 amino acids)
Biological process (GO): SRP-dependent cotranslational protein targeting to membrane
Cellular component (GO): endoplasmic reticulum; membrane
Source: RefSeq, a predicted model, not a curated record